This is a messenger RNA of Drosophila hydei, 1212 nucleotides long. RefSeq lists its product as uncharacterized. The coding region runs from base 374 to 940 and encodes 188 amino acids. NCBI's taxonomy places the organism in Eukaryota, Metazoa, Arthropoda, Insecta, Diptera, Drosophilidae. The transcript is spliced from 4 exons. The record is from RefSeq and is a predicted model, not a curated record.
AGUAACAGUCGAGCCGUAGAGCCGUUGAGCCGUAGAGCCGUGGAAAACUUAAGCUACAUGUACCCCAGCAAAUUCAUCACUUGAAUUUGGAACGCGCAGGCGACUGGUUCGUUAUUUCGUUGGCUCUGCCAAGCCAGAUAAUAACCAAAAAAAAAAAAAAAGAAAAAUAAAAAUUAAAGAGCUGCAUACAAAGUGUUGUAUUGCUAGUGAGAACUAUAAACCGAACACUGAAUAUAGCUUUAACGCAAAUCAACUGAUUUUUCGUGUGAACAGCGCUUAAGUUCUUCGCAAAUAUAUAAAAGUGCGCGAGAUAAUAAGAUUAUAAUACAGUCGACUUUUGGCGCCCUAAUAUUGUUGUUGAGAGCGAGCUAAGAUGCAGCCCUUGAAGCGCUUCACGCAGUGCGGCAGCCUGACUAUGCUCUUUGGCGUCUUCAUUAUACUCUUCGGCGUCAGCUCCACGGCUUUGACUACAUUCGGCAAGACCAAUAAUCAACCGCCGCCCACGCAAGGUCCCAUAAUCAAAGGUCGCGAGUGUAACACCAACGAUGACUGCUCGACAACAGAACGCACCAGCUGUGUGAAGGAUCCCAGCGACUUCAAGAUGCGUUGCCUCUGCGGAGACGAUUCGCCGCCCUCGGCCGGACUCUGCCUAGAUGUACUCAAAGGUCUGCGACAUCGAUGCCACAGCAAUCAUGAGUGUGAAGACGGCAUGGUUUGCCAAUUCGAGAAUAAUAACCGCACUAUUGGCGUAUCCAAGUUCAUGUCGAGUAAAACCAAGCUGUGCCUCUGCGAUAAUGACAACGGCUACGUGGAGGAUAUUUUGCACGACAUUUGCAGUGGUGCAAACCAACAAUAUGUUGUGAGCCUUUUGAUAUCGAUCUGCUCCUUGCUGUCGCCGUUUUUCUUCUCCGCUCACAUGAGCAUGAGGAAGCAUUUCUAGAAGGCUUCUUAAAGCAAUGGCAAUGGCAAUGGAAACCCAAACCCAAUGCAAUAUUUACGUUAAUAUCCAUCAAAUGUGCCUCAAUAAAUCAAAAAUCAAAGUUUGACAAUUUUAAUGCUCCAAUAAUGAUCUCUCUAAAAACUCAGUCAGCUCUGCAAUUGGCUAUACAAAUAGUAAAUGUCCACGUUUUGGCCCUCAUUAGCCCGAAUGUCGUUAUAUUAUGUAAGUUUCAUAAGUACCACCGUCAAUUUUAUUCGCUUCUCACACAAGUC